Molecule: messenger RNA, 1076 nt
Organism: Aspergillus glaucus CBS 516.65
Lineage: Eukaryota; Fungi; Ascomycota; Eurotiomycetes; Eurotiales; Aspergillaceae
Product: ribonuclease H2 subunit C
Exons: 3
Coding region: 160-663 (167 amino acids)
Biological process (GO): RNA catabolic process
Cellular component (GO): ribonuclease H2 complex
Source: RefSeq, a predicted model, not a curated record
CACACAGAAAUCACUUCAAUCUUGGAAUAUACAAAUAUUGACGGAUCGCACAUUCGCUUCCGAUAAUCCGUGAAUAAUUCGUUAAUUGCGCACCCAUCCAACUACAUCCUCAGGAACCCCUGCAAAAACCAGCUUCCUCUUCCCGAAUCAGAUACAGCCAUGUUCGCCAUUCGCGCCCCUCAAAAGCAGUCAAACGGCCCAGAGACCGAAAACUCGACAGAAUGCUGUACCCCGAAUAUCCUCCCCUGUCGCAUCCAUCACGACGGACCGGUGGACUCUCUCCAACGUUACUGGGCCCCGGCAGCCGACAAUGAAGAUGAAAACCUACAAAUAUCCCACUUCCGCGGCCGCAAGCUACGCGGUCGACGUGUCGCAAUCCCCGAUGGCUACCAAGGCGUGGUAGCAAUGCCAACAGAGCGUGUCCUUCCUUCGCAAACGAACAACGGCGGCAUGGCAGAUGACGCCGACAUGGAGCCAGAAGAGCCGGUCAAGGUUUUGGAGAAUCAGGGCACAUUUGAUGAAUUUGUGGUAUGGAAACAUGAUGAAGUGCCGGGUGUUGAUGAUGUUUAUGUGAAGGGGGUUGAGGAGUGGUUGAAAUUGGCUGAGGUGAUGCAUUCGAGCGAACAGUCGACAGAGGAAUCCCAGAAGAAAGCGUCCACUUAGCUGUGGCCCCAUGACUAUCGCAGAGCAUAUCUACCUCACAACUUUACGAAUUACGACCGCGCUAGAUGCUACAUUUGAUGGGAGAGACUUUCCUGAAGCGAGCUAUUCCGUUGCCAGACAUGGGAGCAGAGACAUCGUCCACAGCAGCGCUCGUCACACCCCUGAGAUUCUUCUAGUCUAGCCCGACUUGAAUGAACAUGGGCAUCGCGUCGGGGAGUGGAUAUUGGCUGUUUUGAGAGAAUGAGGACGGAGGAUUUCGCGCCAAUAUGCUCACUCUACUUCUUACAUAUACCAAAGAUCGUCCUCGUUAUGUCUCGCCAACGCGCAUACGGAGUACAGGUCCACUUUAUGCAAUUGGCCAUUGACGCUAGCAGGUGUAUGAUUUCGACUAUAGAUGGCAAAUAGCAUACAGC